This is a messenger RNA of Haemonchus placei, 552 nucleotides long. The record is from the annotation of a GenBank genome assembly. Lineage: Eukaryota; Metazoa; Nematoda; Chromadorea; Rhabditida; Trichostrongylidae.
AUGUUCAGAUGUGUCUGCAUCGCCUCCGAUUUAAGGAUUGGAGAGCAAAUGACAACAAUAGCUGUUGAUCAAAAAAAGGUUCACAAAAUUGCGGAUAAGGUUUAUUUGGGACUAGCUGGAUUUAACUCAGACGCAGUUACUGUGUUGGAAAAAGUCACAUUCCGAAAGACCCUAUACGAGCUGCGGGAAAACCGUAAAAUCAAACCGGCGGUACUCGCGACAAUGAUCUCUAAUCUGGCUUACCAGCACCGCUUCGGCUCAUUCUUCACAGAACCGUUGGUAGCCGGCCUUGAUCCUGAUACGAAUAAGCCUUACAUAUGCGGGAUGGACACGAUCGGCUGCAUUGCGGCUCCUAAAGACUUUGUUGCUGUAGGAACAGGACAGGAGUAUUUACUGGGGGUGUGCGAAAUGUUCUGGAAAGAAAAUAUGAGUCCAGAAGAAUUGUUCGAAGCUACUGCGCAGUCGAUGCUGGCCUGUUUAGAGAGAGAUGCUGCUUCAGGAUGGGGAGUGGUCAUAUACACGAUUACCAAGGACAAGGUAUGUUUUUCUUAG